AUGUCAUCUAUCACUUUAACCAAGGAGUCUCACAAGAAUCCAUCCAAGUUUAGAAUCAACUUGAAAGACAGCACUGCUCAGUUAAGUGGUCAAGUCGAUGCCAACGCCAGUGACAAAUUGCCAACCAUUCACUCCCACUCCAAGGUUGCUAUUAUUGGUGCUGGUUUUUCUGGUUUGGGUAGUGCUAUCAAGACCAUGGAAACACUCAAAGAGCAAGAUGUUGCCAUUCUUGAAAUGCGUGACAACUUUGGAGGAGUCUGGUACGCAAACACCUACCCAGGUUGUGCUUCUGAUAUUCCAGCUAUUUGGUAUUCAUUCUCCUUUGCAUUGACUUCAAACUGGAGUAGAGUUCAGCCUCCACAGUACGAAAUGGAAGAGUACAUCCAAAGAGUCGCUGCGCAAUACAAGUUGGAGGAUAAAACCAGAUUCAACACUUUUGUUGAUGACUGUAUUUUCAACGAGGAUACCGGUUUGUGGACCUUGUACUCACACGACACCAAAACUGGACAGAAAAUUGAACACACUGCCAACAUCCUUUUGUCAUGCAGAGGUCACUUGGUCUACCCUAUUCACUUGAAAGAACCAGGUUUGGAAAACUUUAAGGGAAAAUACAUGCAUUCAGCCCUUUGGGACCACUCUGUCGAUUUCAAGGGUAAAAACGUUGUUGUUUUCGGUAACGGUUGUUCUGCCAACCAAGUUGUUCCAGCAUUGUUGAACGAUCCUAAAUACAAUCCAGCUUCGAUUACUCAAAUUGUCAGAUCCAAACACUACAUUAUGCCACCAGUGCCAAAGGCCCUUCUUUACUUGUACAGAAUCCUCAGUUUCAACUUUUUCGGUUUGGAGUUGGUCCGUUGGUUGAUUGUCCUUAUUGCUGAAUCGAGAUUCCCAUUGUUUAGAGGUGAAGGGCCACUUUCCAGAUUUAUUCGUUGGAUCAACAGACACGCAGCAGUCAGCCACAUGAAGCAUGCUCCAAAGAAGUAUUGGGAUAUUCUUAUUCCAGACUACAAGGUUGGAUGUAAGAGAUUGAUUUUCGACUAUGGCUACAUCAAAGCAUUAAAUGAUCCAAGAAUUGAGCUUACCAACGAGCGCGUUGACAAGGUUGUCGAAAAUGGUCUUUACUUGAAAGAUGGAAGAUUCAUCAAGGCCGAUAUCAUCAUUGCUUGUACUGGAUACAACACCAGAAAGACUUUUGACCAACCAAUCAAAACCAACAAGGGCGCAUCAUUGCAAAAGAUUUGGGAUACUGAAGGUGUGGGUGCAUACCGUACCAUCAUGGUCAAAUACCUUCCAAACUUUUUCUUGAUUGGUGGUCCAAACACCGCUACUGGUCACGCCUCCGUUAUCAUGGCUGCUGAACACGCUAUCGACUACUACAUGAAGGUUGCCAAGCCUGUUAUUCAAGGUAAGGAAAAGACUGUUGAGUGUAAACCAGAAGCUUACGACAGUUGGUUCAAAUUGAUCCAAGACAAAUUAGCCCAAAGUGUGUUUGGUACCGCAUUUGGUGGUUGUGCUUCAUGGUACAGAAGUGACCAAUCAAACUUUAUCACUUACCCAUUCAGUCAAAUCAACUACUGGUACAUCACUCACUUCCCCAACUACAAGGAAUUGAUCUACAAGCACAACGAUAAAAAGACUGCUUAG
Molecule: messenger RNA, 1641 nt
Organism: Lodderomyces theae
Lineage: Eukaryota; Fungi; Ascomycota; Pichiomycetes; Serinales; Debaryomycetaceae
Product: flavin-containing monooxygenase
Exons: 1
Coding region: 1-1641 (546 amino acids)
Molecular function (GO): flavin adenine dinucleotide binding; NADP binding; N,N-dimethylaniline monooxygenase activity
Source: RefSeq, a predicted model, not a curated record